Molecule: messenger RNA, 3939 nt
Organism: Lytechinus pictus (painted urchin)
Lineage: Eukaryota; Metazoa; Echinodermata; Echinoidea; Temnopleuroida; Toxopneustidae
Product: major facilitator superfamily domain-containing protein 6-like
Exons: 8
Coding region: 321-2153 (610 amino acids)
Cellular component (GO): membrane
Molecular function (GO): transmembrane transporter activity
Source: RefSeq, a predicted model, not a curated record
AUAAUGGUGCGACAUACACUCGCCGCAACUUCUACUAAAGUUCAUGGUCAUAUCAUUAUCAAGGGCCGCAGAGUAAGGAUUGCCAUCGCAUCUCUCUCAUAAAAUAUCUGGAUGCUGUAUAUCUGAAUGCCCAGUUUCCAACGAAUCGAAUUACCGAAACUCCGCUGGAAAUCAUUGUGUGUAACUGCAAGAUUCGUUAUUUCAGAAUCAGAGGGAAACUAGUUCUGACGUAUUUUACCAAGCCUGGGGAAAAUAAGAUCAUCGAUUUGUCUGCACUCCACCAAGAUCUUUAGAUCUUGCAUAAAGGAAUCGGUUUCAAGAUGGCGUGUAACAUCAAUAAAGACUUCCUGCACAUCAAGCUGAUUUACUUCACGUAUCUGGGAGCCUUUGCCUGUAUGCUCCCGUACAUCUCUGUGUAUCUCAUCCACAUUGGUCUUUCCGUUUGGCAAGUGGGAAUCAUUCGUUCCUUGGAACCUGUUCUAACCUUCUUCUUUAGUCCACUUUGGGGAGGAGUAGCAGAUAGAUACAGCAAGCAUAGACUAGCCACAAGUAUAGCCAUAAUCGGGGCUGCUGUAGCAUACUUCAUCUUCAUUUUUGUACCUCUGAUGACCGGGGUGUCCCCGGACUCCUUACUGCAGGACGCGGCCGAGAACUGCUCUGCUGAUACAACAGGGUGGAACAUCUCCAAUGACCAUGAUGGCAUGUGCGAUGAUGCUGUCAUUGUAGACGGACAAGGGGUGGGAUAUGAUGAAAGUAAGAUUGAUGUACUGAUGGGUUGUAUAGAAAUGUGUGCAGGUAUGCCAUCCAGUAACCAUGGAAACCACGCAGGUAUGAUUGGUUAUUGUUUGAGACGUGAUGACGGAUGGGACUGUAGCCCGUGUCCUGGAACUGAGAAUCGCCACACUGAGGACAUCCCAGAAGACAGUAUGACAUUGUACGGAAUAUCAUGCGCGUCAUCACCAACGGUCGACUUGGUUACUACAGGAUCAGGAAACAAGACUGUACUCCUUCCUUCUUCUGUUCGACAUACUGAAAACAAUGUUAGUGUGUGCCAGCGAUCUGCCUGUUGCCAAUGUGUGACAAAGAGAAUUCCAACACCUCGUCAGGGGGUGACCUUUGCUAUAUGCACAGUCUUUGCGAUUUUGGGAGUGGUAUUCAACUGCAACAUCCUUAUGUUCUUUGAUUCUCUCACCAUGGAACUCAUCAAGGGAAAGAAAGCAGACUACGGCAAGAAUCGAGUAUGGGGAGCUAUAAGCUGGGGGCUCUUUGCCUUUUUGAGCGGGGCGGCCAUCGAUCUGUACACAGACCUGGUCAAGGCGAAGACGGAUCGUUUGGAACCAGCAUUUAUUAUGUAUCUCUUCGGAAUGUUAGCCUGCCUCGCCAUAUUUCUUCAUAUGAAACUUCCAAAUCACAAAAAGCCCGAGGCUAUGAAGAAAAAUUUGAAGACAGUAUUGUGCGAUUGGGAGGUAAUCCUGUUCCUCAUCGUGGUCGUUGUGACCGGUAUCUCCUUCAUUUUAAGUUUCACCUAUGUGUUCAUCUUCAUGAAAGAACUGGGCAGUCCCUACUUGCUUCUUGGUCUGGCUGUCACCUUAACCGCCAUCGCUGAAAUCCCUUUCAUGUAUUUCUCAGGAGCUAUAAUCAAGCGUGUUGGUUACGCAGGUGUGAUGUAUAUGACUUUAAUAGCAUAUGCUAUCAGAUACUUUGGUUACUCAUUUGUUUACAACCCUUGGCUUAUCCUUCCCGUUCAACUUCUUCAUGGUAUAACAUAUGGUCUCUCGUGGCCCAUGUUUACAGCAUUCGCCAAUAAAACAGCGCCUAAAGGGAUGGCCAGCACCCUUCAAUCAAUAGUUGCCUGUUGCUUCAUGGGUUUUGGUGCUGGAGUUGGUAAUGCUGUGGGUGGUAUCAUCUAUGAAAACUAUGGUGCGAGGCUACUGUUCAGGUGUACCGGGACUCUCUGUCUUUUGACACUUGUCAUCUUUUUCUUCAUCACCGUUUUUGUCAUGAGACGAAAAAAGAAAGAGGAGGAGGCAGACGUGGAUGAAGAACCGGAGAAAUGCAAAAUGAAGGAUGCCCCCUGUGACGCCCCAAUUUGGGAGGAUAUCGAGAGAAGUGAAAAGGAAUGUAGUACGGAUCAGGAUCAAGAUAAUGUUUGACAAAAUAAUAUUAAUCCUGAUAUUCAUUCAGUGAACAUAAUAUUGGAAGAAAGUAUUGUUCUUCGCAGGCAUUUUACGAUAGCUACCAAGGAUUUGGAACGAUGUAUUGAUAAAUUAAUAUGCAGUAAGAUGUCGUCGUUGAUCGUUGACAUACAAGCAUAAUAUUAAUUGCCCGGAAAUGACGCCUACACUCUCCACGACGUUGGACGGACGUUAAUUGAUAGCUGUUUGUUCCAAAUAAUAUUUAUCAUCAGAUCAUACAUUGUUGAAAUGCACUUCCCGCGGUAAAUUGCUUAAAAUAGAAAUGAAAAGUUCUUCUUAAAGGACUACUGAUCAAAAAGAGAUGUUUAAAGACUUAUUCUGUCAAAUACUGCAUUUCAUGAGCGCAUUAACACGAAUCGUGAAGUUAUAAAGUAACUGUUAACACAUCUAGCAUACGUGGUCAGCGUGGUGCAAUAACUGGGGGGGGGGGGGGGGGUAUUGUGCAUACUUGGCAAGGUUCAGUAGAGACAAAAUAAUAAAUUGUUAUUAUUAUAUUAUAAGAAGUAGCCUUUUAUAUUUUAUUGUCUGAAAUCGAAAUCCUCCGAAAAUUCAUUAUGCCCAAAUGAUGGUGGGCCCGGCAGCCACUAUGUAAUUCUAUCUCUAAAUCCUAACAAGGCCGCGCUUUUUUGGGGUGUUAUGACCGGGGGUGUUGAUUUGACCCCCUUGAGAUCUCGGCCGCCGAUCCGCGUGAACGCCAUGAAAACUGGCAUGAUAGUAUGGGAUGUGAUUUGCAAGGCUGUAUGGUUAAUUUUCCGAAAUGAUAAGAUUUUUUUUAAUAUGAAUUACGUUAUGCUUACACUUUUUCCUCUAUUCACUAAGAAAGCUCCUAUAAUGCUAAUUUUUUGGUGUUGAUAUUUGUAUAAUGUCUAACAAUUACAAAGGAAAAAAAAAGAACUUAUGUAUUUCGUUGUUUUCUGAAUUUCUUAUGUAUAUUUAUUUGUUUUUCGACCUUUUGUUUUUCUUUGUUUUUUCGCCAAAUUUAUAGCAGAAACCUUUUGAAGCAUAAUUAUGUUAAAAUCAAUUAAUUUCAGCCAAUGAAAGUAAAAAUAGUCAUCUUUAUGAAUAAGAUUUAAAAAAAAACUAAUUUACAUUGACUUUGUACACAAAAUCACGUUUUUGAAGCAAUUUGGGGUCUGACGUGGACUUCUGGAUCUGAAUGGGUGAUGUACAAACGCCUGGUGUGGCAAUCCCAUACACUAACGUAAUGUUGCGUAAUUUUUCAAUCGCAUACCCGGGCAUCAUUAUUAAUUGGUCUCAAAGAUGCGCAAGACUUGGAAGUAUAAAGUAAGCGAGCGGCGCGGUCGACAAAUUUCGCGCAGCGGAAUGGCCGCGGAAAAUGUCGAGGGGGGGGGGGGUGAUUCAACUCCCCACCGGCGGUUUUAGGGUUAAAUCGCCGAACGACAAAUACCCUUCUUUUUAACGUCUUUGGUCUGACGCACCCGGCUUGAGCUCCCGAUUUCGGUUGUAAGGUGGACGCUCUAUACUUAUUGUGCCAACACACCGGCAUGCCGCGGCAGUAGUAUAGAUUAUUAUUAUUAUUAUUUACUGCUACUACUACUCCUACUACUAGUAAUAAUGAUAACCAAUCAAUCAUUGGAGCUCAUAUUGCGUCACCAGCUGACGAUAUACUUUUAACUGAAUUUAACGAAAUAGAAUUUGUUUGAAGACGAACAUUCCUAAUGUAAAAAUGGUAAUGUGUGCUACCAAGUGGAUAAAUGUAUUGUAUUAAAAUUAUUUCUGAAAG